CUUUUCUCCUCACUUUGCUCACCUCCCUUUUGCCUUGCCCUUCUCCUCCAAGAAGCAGAGAACACCACGUCUUCAACUUCUCUGGACCGGCUGCUGCAGUAAAGUCUUUUCAGGGGGAUUCCUCCUGUUUUACGGCCGUCUCCUUUCUCUCCUUCUCUCUAUCGCUCUCUCUUUCUCUCUCUCUCUCCUAUCUUGGUCGUUUCCUGCUCUGCUAGUCGUCAGUCCACCAGUGCCGUCUGCUUUCCUCGGGUCUCAGUCGAUAUCUCCGUCUUCCGUCUCCAUCAUCAUAUCUCUAGCUGCUUCCGCUGCUCGUCUCUCUUGGUCGACAUCACCUCCGAAUCCUCUUCGAGCGUCGGGAUUCUUCGUCUUCCGUUUCUCGCAUCUCCUGUCAGCUUCAGCUUAUCAUCGUGUGCGAACAUUUCCUUUCGUCGACUGAGCUCUUUCCGCUGCUUGUCUAGCUUUGCGCAGCCGCCGCUUGGUAUCGCAACACAGCCAGUAGCACGACACACACCCCCCCUCUUGUGUCUCUCCAGAGCUUGCUUGGUUGUGGAAUUUGCUCAAGACAAAAGGCCGCCCCGACCAGAAGAAGACCAAGGCUAGAUUAUUGGUCUCCACAGACCCAAAGGGAUAUAAUUUUCCAGAAAUCUUCGAGGUUAUACAGGAGAAAGUACUUUCUUCUGUAGCUCUGCCCCACGUUCUCGUUCGUGCGUCGUGGAUUACUUUGGUUUAGUCCAGGGCUUGCUUUACGCAAAUCCUGCCUCUUCAAGCUGUCACACAUCUCCCCGAAGACCUCUGUCACCCAGCUGAUCAAGAUGGCCGAGCCUGGUCCUCCUGGAGCUCAGUUGCCUCCUCCCCCCCAGCCCAACGCUGGGGCUCCCGGCUAUGAGAAUGGCCAGAACGGUGGCUCUGGGAGCCAUAUGCCACCACCGCCCCUGCAUAUCCCGCCCAACACGAACCCAAUCCCGACCGCGAUCACGUCGCCCAUGACUGGAAACACCAUCACGUCUCCGGGCAGUGCCAACCCCUUUGUCCGGCGUGCCGCCCCCGAGCCCAAUAAGAGGGCUCUCUAUGUUGGCGGACUAGACCCUCGCGUGACUGAGGAUGUUCUCCGGCAGAUAUUCGAGACUACCGGUCACGUUCAGAACGUGAAGAUCAUCCCCGACAAGAAUAACAAGGGCUUCAACUACGGUUUCGUCGAGUACGAUGACCCUGGUGCGGCUGAGCGUGCCAUGCAGACCCUCAACGGUCGUCGUGUACAUCAAAUGGAAAUUCGUGUCAACUGGGCCUACCAGUCGAACACGGCCAACAAGGAAGAUACCUCGAACCACUUCCACAUUUUCGUUGGCGAUUUGUCAAACGAGGUCAACGACGAAGUCCUCCUUCAAGCCUUCUCUGCGUUCGGCUCCGUAUCCGAAGCCCGGGUCAUGUGGGAUAUGAAAACCGGACGAUCCCGUGGCUAUGGUUUCGUGGCGUUCCGGGACCGUGGGGAGGCGGAGAAGGCACUCAGCUCUAUGGACGGCGAGUGGCUCGGCUCUCGUGCGAUCCGCUGCAACUGGGCGAACCAGAAGGGCCAGCCGUCCAUCGCACAGCAGCAGGCAAUGCAGUCGAUGGGCAUGACGCCAACGACUCCUUACGGCCACCACCACUUCCCUACCCACGGAGUACACAGCUACGAUAUGAUUGUGAACCAGACGCCGGCGUGGCAGACGACCUGCUAUGUUGGCAAUCUGACCCCCUACACCACUCAGAAUGACCUUGUACCCCUCUUCUCUAACUUCGGGUACGUGGUUGAGUCGAGGUUCCAGGCUGAUCGCGGGUUCGCGUUCAUCAAGAUGGAUUCACACGAGAAUGCCGCGAUGGCCAUCUGCCAGCUGAACGGAUACAACGUCAAUGGCAGACCUCUGAAGUGCAGUUGGGGCAAGGACAAAACUCCUAGCAACCCCCCUGGUGGUUUCGACCCCAACCAGGCCUACAGCCCUCAGAGUGCUCAGGCUUCCGCAUUCCCCGGCACUCCCAACACCUACUUCCCUCAGUAUGCUGGAGCGCAAUACGGACAGCAAGGCAACUACGGUGGUCCGGCCGCCCAGUCUCCUGCGGGUUAUGGACCUCAGAUGGGCUUCAGCGGACCACCCAGCGCCGGCGGCUACGGUCGAGGCCAGCAACUCCCCAAUGCCCAGUGGGCGCCACCUCAGGGGCCUAAUGCUGCGUAUGGCGGCUACCAGGGCUAAACUUUUGGCAGGCAAAGCGAAGCAAGUACCACAACGUCGCGGAUCUGUUAUUCUCUGCACCCCGAUCUCAUCUGCCAACUAGACAAGAGUGACAGGGAGGACGCAGAUCCUCACACUCCGAGGCCCUAGAGACGGUGUGGAUGCAUUGCUUCACCCGUCGACCCUUUCCUGCUACAACACAGUUACAACUUCAAUUUCAAGUCUAUUGACGCUUCUCUACUCUUCCAACUACCCCCUUUUUGUGGGAUUUUGCAAGCAUUUUAAGAGCGUGGGAAUGAUAAAACACUUUUGAUGGCAUCGACGCUGGGCAGUCGCGAUGUCUUGACGUUACCAGUGAAUGUCAGGUAUCUUGUUCUCAUGUACCUUACGUCCAGGUUUCGCGUUCUUAUUCGGAUCAUUGUUCACGGUUAAUCUGUUCCGCGCCGUUGGGUGGGGCUUUUCUGAAAGCCCGCUGUCACAGAAAAUACCAGGUUGUGUGUGUGCGUGUUUGUGUGUGCUUUCUGUGCACUGGAUACCACCUUCGUCUUCACGCUUCUGGGAGUGUUUCCGGGUCCUACAGGGAGAAAACUCUCUUUCUUUUUCGAUUUUGAUGCGCAAACGAGAUUUACUUUGGUAGCUUGCAUGUGGAGGAGGGAGAUGUUAUACUUUGGGAUGACCUUACGAAUUUCUCUACCUCUCGUUUUGAUGGCAAAUUCACACGUCUUUCCUGCCCACUGCAACUGAUGCUGAUGGCAUUCAUAUGCGAAGCUGUGCCAAUUAGUAAGGGCUUUUCUUUGGCGCGCGGACACACUAGAGGUUGUGUGCAUCAAGCUGUUCCAGACGAGCGAGGGAGCGGCAGGCCAGGUAUGCCGUGUAGCUGAGCGAGAGGCAUUGAGUGCUGAGCAGUUAGAAUGUGAUACGAACUACAAGGUGGCAUCGGUGCAUCCGGUGCGAUGUCGUCGCCGGCGCCGUCACUCGCAUCGUAGACAAUCAAUGGUUCCGAAACCUGGCUGACAAGGCGUGAGACGGCUUGUGGACGACCCUUUAUGUCUCCCGACCGGCCGCAACAAACAGCAGACUCGAAUGACUCGGGACAGACGGACGGCGACGACAAU
This is a messenger RNA of Diaporthe batatas, 3322 nucleotides long. RefSeq lists its product as uncharacterized. NCBI's taxonomy places the organism in Eukaryota, Fungi, Ascomycota, Sordariomycetes, Diaporthales, Diaporthaceae. The record is from RefSeq and is a predicted model, not a curated record. The transcript is spliced from 5 exons. Gene Ontology annotation, molecular function: RNA binding. The coding region runs from base 813 to 2228 and encodes 471 amino acids.